Molecule: messenger RNA, 2119 nt
Organism: Annulohypoxylon truncatum
Lineage: Eukaryota; Fungi; Ascomycota; Sordariomycetes; Xylariales; Hypoxylaceae
Product: NAD(P)-binding protein
Exons: 2
Coding region: 580-1677 (365 amino acids)
Biological process (GO): secondary metabolic process
Source: RefSeq, a predicted model, not a curated record
AACGAUGCCCACGGGAAGACUAUUUACAAUUAGAUCUAGAUCUGACGUGAUCCCUGGAAACUCCCGGUGACGAGGUGGAACAACUAUUACGCCGUCUUAGGUUAAUAGUUAUUCCUCCUGGGACUUGUAUUAUCGUUAUCCCGAUCUUUUCUGUGAUACAUGGACGACCAUGAAAAAGCGAGUAUCAUUGAUAGAGGAUAGCAUAGGAUAGCAUAGGAUAUCAGGUUUUACUUGUGUAUAAUAAUACCGUCGUUAAUCGUAAUAUGUGAUUUUAAAGUAGGCGUCUCUAUUUUCAAUUGUCCCUUAUCCCGCUUGAAGUAUUAGUCAUAUUUUGUCAGAUGCGAUCCUGUUCGGGACAAAAUGUUGCAACUAUCAUCCGCCUCGGGAAUAGUUAAUAGGCGUCGCUGGACUUAGGACUUGAGUGGAAGUCCGGGGAUAUUGGUUGUAUUUAGGUAAAAGCGGUUGCUCUCGCAAGGUUCGAGACACGGAGAAUACUUCAAACGCGGGGCCACGAAGUUCUUGACUUUUUUUUUUUUGCCAUCAUAAGAACAAUAUUUUCUUCUGUGUAGAUGAUAUACAAUGGUUAAGCUUGACGUAGUCCGGAGCGCGAACGCGGCACUCGCGGACGGGACGAAACCCUUCGUGGCAGUCGUGGCCGGCGGAACGGCCGGGAUCGGGGAAGCCACAGUACGUGCGCUCGCUGCCACCUUUGCCGGGCGCGGAAGUGGGGAUGGAGAUCGUGGCUUCCUUCGCGUGUACAUUGUCGGUCGGAAUCGGGAAGCGGCACACAAGAUCAUCGCGGAGUGCGAGACGGCGUGUCCGGGAGGGGUAUUUCGGUUCUACAAGGGCGACCUGUCACUAUUGAAGGAGGUCGAUCGCGUGUGCGCUGAGAUCAUCGGAAUCGAACAACGGGAGGCGGAUGCGAAAGCUGCGCCGGCGAAGAUCGACUUCCUGGUGUGCUGCCAGGGGGUCCUGUCUCUCACGGUUGAAGAAUCCAAUGAGGGCCUCGACAAGUACUUCAGCCUAUAUUAUUACUCACGUAUGCGCCUCGUCGAACGAUUCCUCCCACUACUAAUCGCAUCUCCAAACGGCGGGCACGUGGUCUCGGUAUUCAACUCGAGUAUACAGUCCUCGCUCGUCCUCGAUGAUUUAACCUUGCGGAAUCCGCGCAACCAAACACUUCGAACUCGCUUCGCGCAUUUUGUUGGCAUGACCAACAUCUUCAUGGAAGAGCUGGCGCGUCGUAACUCGGGUCGCCUAGCUCUAUGUCACUACCAUCCAGGGUUCGUCCCCACGAACAUCUUAAACAGUAGUAACUUGCCGUGGUACCUCAAGUUUCUGGUGAAUUAUAUCGUAACCCCCCUAUCUUGGCCCUUCUGGGUACCCUUCGAGGAGUGUGGACAGCGCAUUUUGUUCAUGGCUUCUCCGGCGAGAUUCCCAGCACUCGAGUUUAAAGGUACAGAGGCGGCUGCGGGGAAGGUGAAGGGCGUUGAAAUAGCGACGGGAAUCGAUGGAAAAUUCGGCGGCGGAGCUUACUUAGUGACUAAAGACGAUGAUACGUUUGGCAAGGAGAAGAAGUACGAUGAACUUCGCGCAAACGGGACUGCGGAGAAGAUCUAUCAGCAUACCAUGACCGUAUUUGCGGAGAUCGAAGCAAGUGGGGUGUAUAAAGACUGAGGCGGUUCACAUUGAGGCGUGAUCUCAAAUAUAGGUAGUUGACUCCCAAAUUGACAAUAUGUGCUUGACUUAAUGGGCUCCGCGAAAAUACAAUUCAUGUAGAAUCGCAUUGCAGAAUCGCGAACAAUUUAACUAUGAUUACCUGUAACUUUGACAGGUACCUCUAGGUAAGCUGUCCCAGUUGGCGAGCGACCGAUGUUAGGAACCACAGCGCUAUCAAAACGACGAUAUAAAGAUAGACAUUGGACAUCAACACUGCCACUGCCAACCUGGGGAACAAUUUCCCAUAGGCGUGCGUAAUGUCGGUAUGGGGCAAAGUCGUUUGCUAGGAGCACGAAACACCAGUUCCCCGUCCAGAAGUCGGAUUAUGUUCCUUCUCCCCUUCCCACGUUAGACCAAUAUCAUGUUAUUUUGUGUCCGAUUGGCUCAACAUGACAGAUCC